Molecule: messenger RNA, 2931 nt
Organism: Pyricularia grisea
Lineage: Eukaryota; Fungi; Ascomycota; Sordariomycetes; Magnaporthales; Pyriculariaceae
Exons: 2
Coding region: 1-2931 (976 amino acids)
Source: RefSeq, a predicted model, not a curated record
AUGCGUCUGUCAAGAUGGGCGCACCGAAUUCCCGGCCUAGCCGACCAAGGCUUCUAUGAGACCUUGUGCCGGGCAUCGUUUUUUGUAGUUGUCGUCACCAUCCUCGCGCAACGUAUUUUUGUGGGCAUCAAUGACCCCCAGCGCUGUGUCGCUCUGUUGUCUGGUGGCUCAUGGCCACCUCACGAUACUCUCGCUAGCUGGAGGCCAUACUUUAACAAGUGGGAGCCCCGUGGAUGCCGCAUGUACGAGUAUCAACCGGCCGAGAUGCAUGACUGUCUUUCGGGACGCAGCCUUGUCUUUGUGGGAGACUCGACUGUACGUCAGAUCUUUUAUGCCACAGCCAAGCGUCUCGAUAAGGUCAUCGCAGACGAGAUGCUCGUUGAUGUCCUGGUUUCGUCGAACCCACAGCAUGACAUCGAGUUAGAGAUUGACGGUGUGCGUCUCGUUUUCAUUUGGGAUCCGUGGCUCAACUCGACUGGUCUGGCGACAGAACUGCAAAAUUUCAGCCCGGGACCGCCAUCAUCCACACCAGCUGGGAGCAUUACGACAGAGACAUCCGCGGCCUUGUUGCUAGUGGGCGCACCCGGGUUGUGGGCGGCUCGCAGUGGCGGAGAGGAUUAUUUCGAAAUGUUUCAGCGCGGCAUCGACUCGGUCCGGCCAUGGCUGAAGGAUGGGAUCCAAGUCGAUUCCUCCGUCUCUGGCUACAAUGAUCUCCAAAACCGCAUUGUCGUUGCUCCCGUACAGAUCCCGCAGUACUGGAAACUGGCACCGGCACGAGCAGAAUCUCUCACCAAGGAGAAGAUUUCACAUAUGAACGCCUACCUCGACGCAUUACCUGGGCAAGAGGCCUCUCACAUUGUCACGGCAUACAAUCAGAUGACACGCCCUGGAACGCGGUUCGCCUUCGAAGACACCGGUAUCCACGUCCGCGAGGCACUCGCAGAUCGCAAGGCCGAUAUUCUCCUCAACCUGAGGUGCAACGGAGGCCUGGUCCGUCAGUCCAAAGAUCACCGCAAUCAGGAGACAUGUUGCUCAGCCUAUGAGCCUCUUCGGAGAGUUCAUUAUCUCGGAAUAAUUGUUGCCUUGCUCGCUGUGGCCGUCAUCGGUAUUCGCUACAGUUCAAUGCAGUCAACCCUUGCUGGAAAUUACCAUGCGAAACGUCGUCACGACCAGCCACAUGCACAACGAUUUCACUUCCCCUUUGCAUUGUUAGGGGUCAUAGUGUACUGCUACCUUGCCGAUCGAACGCAACUGUUCCCAAAGUCCGCGAAGCGGUUGAGCGCCGGGGGGCUUGCCAUCUCUCUUAUAGUAGGCGGUGCUGUUGCCGUCGUAUCUCUGCGCAGAUGGCGCCCUAGUCCUGUUCCCAGUCACAGUAAUGACAGAAAAAGGCCAGGAUCGGUCCCGCCGCUAAAGCCCAGACAAAGAAAGCUUCCGAGGCUCGAACCUGAUGAAGACCCUGGCUUUCUACCUCGCGAGCUGACUGAAGAGUGGAAGGGAUGGAUGCAGGGCCUUCUUCUGAUUUUCUCUUACCAAGAUCUCUCAGACCAGUUGUGGGCUAACAAACUUUCUCGCCUGCCACCCGCUGCCUAUCUGUUUAUUCUAGCAUACGGCCAUACCACAUACUUCUUGCGGACAGAUGACUACUCGUUCAAGAGGGUUGCCAGUGUCAUCUGGCGCCUGAACGCGCUUCCAUUUCUAGUUUCGAUGGUCAUGGACGCCACGGGAGGCUUCUAUUCAUUUCCUAUAUUGGCAACCUUCUGGUUCGUCAUCACUUAUUGCACACUUAGAUGUUGCCAGCGCUUCAACUCGAAUCCGACGGUAGUGCUGCUCAAGAUAUGUCUUGCUGCCGUGGUUACAAUAAGCCUUGUCCACACAGACUCGAUUUUUGCCGUCAUAGGCUGGAUUAUAAGCCACGCAGUUCCCAACGUAACACUUAACGACGGUGCCGUACGCCAAAGAAUUGAACUGGACCGCUUGGUCCCGUUCCUCGGCAUGAUGGUUGCCGUAAUUUCCCAUCGCGUUAGCGUCAUCAAGGCGUCCUACGCACGACUGCACGAACAGCGAGCACACCAGCUUUCACCACUGCCAGGAACCCCAAUGAACGCCGUAUCAAGCAAAUCCCUCCGUUACGAUGCGACGGUAUUGGUAACAGCUACAGGCCCGAACACUCUCGAUCGCAUGAUUGCAACUCUUUUGUUUCCUGACGACCUGGCAUCAUGUGUCGUCUGGCCGCUCAUUGUUGCGUCACUGGUGCUCGCCGGCUUCGGCCUUUUUUUUACGCUGACCUUCGCAAUUCCGGGCGCCUUCUCCAACAUGGAGAUCUAUGAUUACUGGCACCCAUAUAUUUCGUGCCUCCCCGUCCUCGCAUAUGCAUUGCUACGCAACGUACAUCCCUCACUUCGCCGUGUCGGUUUGCCAGUCUUGGGCGCCCUGGGUCGUAUUUCGCUCGAGACUUACGUGCUGUGUCAUCAUUUGUGGCUAGCCGGUGAUGGUAGGAGCCUUCUCAGGCUUGGACUGGCCCGCCGCGCGGGGCUGGGGCGGUACCAGCAAAACAGACCCUUCGCAGUGGCUAGUUGGGUGGCCGAGAGCUUGGUCAUCGGUGUUGUUUUUAUCUGGUUCAGCUGGCAUGCCAAGCAGGCCGUGGUAGAGCUCGGAAGAUGGGUUGUGGGUGAUUCUGGCGCCGCGCCGCAAACCUCAGGGAACAGUCCUUCGGGGAGCAGGAACGACCUCGAGAGCGGCUCCUACAGGUCCGGCACGUCCAACCGUGCAAAGCCGGACCUUUCAGUCCCAAAUCAUAUCAUCAACGGAAAUCUAUCACACCGGGACCACUCGAAAUCGCGGAUCACAAAGGUGAUAGCCAGUACAGGCAGUACCAAGAUCAGAGUUGGCGUUGUGGUACUUGUGCUCUGGUUGAGCCUUUUCUUGUAUUAA